Messenger RNA from Fusarium falciforme, 762 nucleotides. RefSeq lists its product as hypothetical. Gene Ontology annotation, cellular component: plasma membrane; endosome. The transcript is spliced from 3 exons. The record is from RefSeq and is a predicted model, not a curated record. Bases 151 to 762 code for a protein of 203 amino acids. Gene Ontology annotation, biological process: protein localization to plasma membrane; protein secretion; regulation of exocytosis. Gene Ontology annotation, molecular function: GTPase activity; GTP binding. Lineage: Eukaryota; Fungi; Ascomycota; Sordariomycetes; Hypocreales; Nectriaceae.
CCUUCAAACCCUCGACUCGACGAGCGCCCCCGAUUCCCUCAACUCCCUCUCCGCCCUCCCGACCUCCUCCGUCCGCCGUCGUCGCCCGUCCUUCUUGAUCGCAUAGCCUGCUGCUCUGCUCUUCCGCUGCCAUCGGCCUCCCCUUUCAUCAUGUCGAAUAAUCGCAACUACGAUUUCCUGAUCAAGCUGCUCCUGAUAGGCGACUCCGGCGUCGGCAAGUCGUGCUGUCUGCUGCGCUUCAGCGAAGACUCCUUCACCCCGUCCUUCAUCACCACUAUCGGCAUCGACUUCAAGAUCAGGACCAUUGAGCUCGAUGGAAAGCGCGUCAAGCUGCAGAUCUGGGAUACCGCCGGCCAGGAGCGCUUCCGUACCAUCACCACCGCCUACUACCGCGGUGCUAUGGGCAUCCUCCUGGUCUACGACGUCACCGAUGAGCGCUCAUUCAACAACAUCCGCACCUGGUUCCAGAAUGUCGAGCAACACGCCACCGAGGGCGUCAACAAGAUCCUGAUUGGAAAUAAGUGCGACUGGGAGGAGAAACGCGUCGUCUCUACCGAGCAGGGCCAGGCCCUCGCCGACGAGCUCGGCAUCCCCUUCCUCGAGGUUUCGGCCAAGAGCAACAUCAACAUCGACAAGGCCUUCUACAGCCUAGCCGCCGACAUCAAGAAGCGACUCAUCGACAACUCCAAGAACGACCAACCCUCGGCGAGCGGCGUCAACGUUGGCGACAAGAGCGAAGCCGGCGGCAGCAAGUGCUGCUGA